AAAACUUUUAUUGGUGUUACUGUUCCUUUAAGAGUCAGAACCAAUGAACAAAAAGGGAUAAACAAACGCUGUUUCAGUAACAAUUCCAUUCACACACACAGUAACUGUAAGGCCAGUGUAAAUGUGUAAUUAGUGUAUAAUGGAAAGAAAGAGGGAAAGCUGCUUCACACAUGAGUUACAGGCAAUAACCCAGUCAGCCUAAAACACUCAUGUGUGGAACAGAAGUGAAAGUGAAAGAUUUCUCUAGAGCUCAGAUCUGACUCCAUGUUUGUGUUUCUCUGAAUAUUCCCCUCGGAGCAUUUGUUCGGCUGCAAACAGACAGAAGUGCUGGGACUUACUGAGAUAAUGAAUAUGAGCAGAGUGGGGGCAGCACAAUGGAUGGGAACCCAGAGAUCUCUUGGGACAGAUUUCCUUACACUGACAGGUGUCCCAAUGUGCCUGACGGAUGGGAAAACCAAGUGCAAUCGGACCCCCUACCUGCUACUUAUUUUGUGCAUAUUAGGGAUACACGGGGAAUCAGUGGAGCAGAAAGUAGUUCCCAGACUUCGUGCUAUAAAGGGCUCGGAUUCUGUUAUUCCCUGUACAUCGGAUGUGAAUGGGCCCCCAGUGCAGACCAUAAUCUGGUAUUUCCAGCACAAGGAGAUCCUGCGCUAUGAUGGGGAGAUAAGGGCUGUGGAUCCAAGGUAUUCCUUAAGCACAAACAGAGCCAGAGAUGGAACGGCUUCCCUAGUCAUCUCCAACAUAACCAUAACCGAUGGCGGCACCUACACAUGUUCCCUGUUGUACGGCCAAGGGAAGGAAGACAUGGAAGUUACAGUAUUUAUUCAAGCUCCCCUAGACGUCAGAGUCACUAAUAAUAUUGUAGUGAGGAAUCAGGAGAGCGUCCUGCGCUGCUCAGUCAAUGGGUUCUACCCAUUGGGUAUUGGAAUUAAAUGGCUGAGGGAAGGAGUCUUGCUGCAUAGGAUUAAUGUUGGAAAUGUCCAGACGAACCCAGAUGGCACUUACAAUGUAAACACCACCGCCACCAUCCUACCCACUGAGGAGGACCAAGAUCAGACCUUCUCGUGUAGUGUCCAAUAUAAAUCUCAAGUAGAUGCCUUCCAGUUUGACUUUCGGUUGAUUUUUGGAGUCCCUCCCUCUCUUCACAUAAGCACCCAACCCUUCCGGCUAAAUAAGGAACAGACAUUGAUUUGCCGAGUGUGGGGAUUCUACCCUGAGUCAGUUGUGGUCAGUUGGUUUCUGAAUGGGACCCGUGUGGAAGCCUCAUGGAUUGAGAGGAUAAAUAGUUCUGCUGUAGAGUCUUUCUACCAGUUCACCCCAACAGUUCAGCUCUGGGGAACAGAGAUCUCCUGCAAGGUGGAACAUGGGACCCUGCCCAGUCCUCUUGUGGAGAAGGUGCGAGUGGAAAAUGAAGCAGGGAUAAAGCGGAACCAUAGAGCGGCAAUCCUGGUCACAGCCUUUCUUGUUACCCUGCUGGUACCUUUAGUAAUAUUGAUUUACUAUAAAUGCAAGAAAAGAGAACAGGAAGAAGGGCUUCACCUUGUAGAGGAUUUGGGUGAUGAGAAUCAACUGAAUAAUUCUCUGGCAUCAACAGCAAUUGCAGACAAAGGAAAUGUAUUUGAAGGAAUUCUCCAAGACUUAGAAAUGGGUCAUUACAGAACCUCACAACUUACUCCAAACAAAGUUUGGCAAAUCUGGCCUGAAACUGUAGAAAUACUUGAAUGUCAAACACUGAAGGACGUUCCUUGGAGUUUCCUGAGGAAGCUCAUGUCCUUAAACCCUGCUGCACGAAGCAUGACCCUGAUAUAUGUUGAUAAUCAACCAAUCAUAAGUAAGGGGGAUGGUGAUCAGGACAGCUUUCUAGAAACACCUGUCCGUGACUUGGUUCCAAAUGUAGUCCAUCCUCUAGAUCUUCUCUGUGUUCUUCUUCAUUGUUCAGAUCCUUGUUUACAGCAAGAAAUUUUUUUAAAAAUGUCCAUGUGUCAAUUUGCUGUCCCCCUGCUGCUCCCUUCUUGGUAUGGCCCAAGCUUCACCUUCAUGCUGUGGGCAAUGAGAGACAUUGUGAAGAAGUGGAGACCUCCAUCCUCACAGGACAGUAAAGGGUUUGAGGAGGAUAAUAUUGUGAACAUAUCAAUGCCAGUUUUCUCCUUUGUGCGACUAGGGAACUGCAGAACAUCCAAGUCACGCAUUCUCAACCGUAUCCUCAGCCCGGCUCAUCCGAUCCAAGACUUUUUCCUACAUAGAGAAAUGGAUUCGGGAAAUGUUGCACGUAAGAUCUCCGAUGGGUUGGUGGAAAUAUCAUGGUACUUCCCUAGAACUACAAAUACAUCUAAUGUCUUCCAAGAACCCGCUGCAGUCGUCAAUAUGAGAGGAGACAUCAAAUCGGGAAUGGCACAGUUCCACUUUUUAUGCCAAGUAUCGUCAGCCGUGUUCAUAUUCACAGAGGAUAUUAGUGAGGAGGACUAUGAAGUGCUGCUAGGAACUGAAAAUGCAGAGAACAAGUAUUUUAUCAUUAUUACAAAACCAUACCAGUCUGUGCGUGAAGAGAUGAGGAGAUAUCUGAAGCUGCUGAACUAUAAUGUGCUGAACAAUACGGUUAAUGAUGCAGCACUAGUAGAACAAAUAAGACUCCGUAUUGAAGGGCUUAACAAAAGCUUGACCCAUAUGACUCUAGAGCAAAUGGCUCACAAAGCCGGUGAACUUGGAAUCCAAGUAGAUGAAUUUUCUGACAAUAUUUGUAACUUGAAAACACUUGCUGAGCAGAGCACUAAUAAUAGAGAAUGCCUUGCACCAUAUAAAAGGAAGGCAAUGAGUCUGGAUGGAGAUUGCUGGAAGGAGCUCCAACAAGUAGAAAGAAUAAGAAAACAGUGGGGUGAGAAUGGAGAUGGUAACAAAGCAAAACUUGUACUAAAAUGUUUUAAUCUCUUAACGCAAAUGAAAUGUGAGUUUCAGAAUGUAAUAGUUAGGUUUUUAGUGGCAAUCAAUUAUUUAACUCAGGGAGAGAAACUGAUUUUUCUAAAGUGGAUGAAACUAAACCUUGACCAAGUAGCUAGAGGGAAUCAUGCUGAGGAGUAUUCCCUGGGAGUUGAAGACUUUUUACAAAUGUUACCUCGGUUAUAUGAAGAUAGGAAUACUGGGAACAAUUCUACUGACAACAUUAUCCAUAAACUCCCAGGAUUAGGUGCUGAUCUCCUCCAUGAUGGGUUUCCUUUACAGCUGGUAGAUGGAGAUGCCUCCAACAUCCCCAUGAAGUGGGUUACAGAUGUUCUGAUGGAGCUGAACACCAAGACAGGAGGGAAAUGCAGAAUACGAGUGAUCUCUGCACUGGAAGUACUCAGUACAGGGAAGUCCACCCUCCUGAACUCCAUAUUUGGGCUGCAGUUGCCCGUGGCCAGAGAACAAGGCACACAAGGAGCCUUCAUGAUACUGAUUAAUGUGAAAGAAACCUUUCAGCCAGACCUGGGCUGUGAGUUUAUUGUUUUGAUUGACACAGAAGGUUUGAAUGUUGCUGAAAUGUCUUCUCAUGAAGACAAGUAUGAACUUCACAGCCAGCUAGCAGAAAUAGUGUUUGGGCUGAGUGAUAUUACCAUAAUCAACAUGGUAAGGGAGACUGUAUCUCAACUGAAAGGAAACUUGACCCAGAAAUUCUUAAAAACAAAACGAUUAGGAAGAAAGAAGAAAUGCCUCUUUGUCCACCACAAUGUAAGUGAUGUGUAUUUUUAUAAAGAAGAAGGAGAUGACCCUGAAGUGAACACUUGGUACAUUCCCCCUUUAUGGUUCGGGGCCCCACCCAUGGCUUCUGUUAGCUUACAAUACAGUGAAAGUGUCUGUGAACUAAAGAAAGACUUAAUUUCCAGUAUAAAACAGAUGGAUGUUCAAAACAUACAGGAAUUUUCUGACCACAUGGAACAACUUUUUAAAUCUGCAACCCAUAAAAAUAUAAUAAAAUAGAAUGAUAGAAAAGAAAUAUAGGGGGAAUGAAAUAUGUAUGGCUGAAGGAAAAAACGGUUGCAAUGGGAACAAAAUGGUGCUCUUUACGACAAAAAAAUACUGUUAGCAAACACUUUGCAUCUCUUAAUGCAAAACCCUAUAACAGUAUAAUGAUCCAGGCCUUUACAUUUGUCCACAGCAGCUCCCCAUCUUCUGAUCUUGAUGGGCAUCUUUGAGAGUCAGUGGCACUGCACAUGCUCAGUAGGCUCUGGGCUGCUGUUGGGAAGCUGAGCUUAGGGGUCAUAGGAAAUCAUCAACACUUAAGCUGGAAGUGAGGUCACAUUGGCAAAGAACUAAUGGCUGAUUGCAGAAAACCAUGUAAUUUGAAUCUGAAAUUCACGAUACUAUAAGAGUAUAAUUAAUUCAUAUUGUAUAUAUACUGUAUAUAGGGAGUUGCCCCUAAGCUCAGUGAGCAGCCCAGAGAGAGUGCUGGGAAUCAGCAGAAAAGAUGGGGGCUACUGGGGGUAUAUUUAUGGGCACAGAUCUUUCCUGCCUUGGGCUGGUUUAGAAGAUGCAGAAAUGGAGCCACAAUAAAGUUACAAGGGCUAUAAAUAUUGAUAUAUGUGGGAUGUAGCAGAGACAGAAUACACGGGACCAUAUAGGUCCCACACAGCGGCAACUGCCACGGUUAAGGAGAUGCCCCAAUCUGACACUUUUGUUUGUUAUUUGUCCAUUCCCCCCCCCCCAUACAGUCAUUCCUGUAUUUCUCCCCAUCACUGGCAUUUUUCCCAGUACAACAAUCUCUGCCAUUGACCGCAACACUGCCAUCUCUUCUAUCUACAGCCCCCUGAGGUGACUUUAUGGGUGGGGCAGAGAGAGAAAUAGCAAAUGUAUUUUCUUUAAUGACAUUACAAAUCUUUAAUUUGUCAUGUGAUUUUAUAAAUUAUGUCAUCAGAACUUUGUGGGAGGGGCAAGAGAAGGAUGAAUAGGAGGGUUUUUUUGCUGCACUUUUAGUUAUAUCGACAUUUCUAUCUUUUAUAUCUGGAGCAUCGCAAUGUUUGAAACCAUUUUAAUGAUGCUUCAUGUUUACACAACAUAUUUUUUUAAAUA
This is a messenger RNA of Xenopus tropicalis (tropical clawed frog), 5040 nucleotides long. RefSeq names its product up-regulator of cell proliferation gene 9 (gene urgcp.9). Gene Ontology annotation, cellular component: nucleus; cytoplasm. Lineage: Eukaryota; Metazoa; Chordata; Amphibia; Anura; Pipidae. Gene Ontology annotation, molecular function: GTP binding. The transcript is spliced from 8 exons. The coding region runs from base 346 to 3951 and encodes 1201 amino acids. The record is from RefSeq and is a predicted model, not a curated record.